Messenger RNA from Chara braunii, 2669 nucleotides. The record is from the annotation of a GenBank genome assembly. Lineage: Eukaryota; Viridiplantae; Streptophyta; Charophyceae; Charales; Characeae.
CAGAAGGAAAGGAGAAAACAGGAAGCGGAGUAGAAGGCGAAGGAGGAAUAGGAAAAACACCAGCGAGAGGAUGAAAAUCAGAAUAAAUUAGAAAAGGAAAGGAAGGCGGUGGAGAAAGAUCAGAGGAUGAGGGAGAUUAUUGAUUCGACUAUCUGCAACAAGGGUCAGAGCUCGAACACGGAGAUAGAGCUACUGACGAAGAUAAGUGAGGAUAAUAAGAAGAUAUGGGCAAAAUUGGAGAAGAUCAGAGCAGGCGAUCACAAUAAGAUGGAGGCACAUAUCAGGGCGUUGGAAGAAGAUGGACGAAAGAGGUCCAACGACAAGGUGACUCAGAGCUCACCCAACGAACAACAGAAAGGGAAACAGAAAGUUGACGAAUCUCCAAACGACUUACAAGCGGGACUCAUGGCGAUGGAGAUGAGCUGUUUGAAGCGAAGUCAAGAGAAGGUGGAAAACACAUUGCGACAGAAUCAGGAAAAGACUGAGAGCACACAGGCUCAGAUAUAUCAAGAGUUGGACGACUUAAGACAUGUGAUGGAACGGGGCAAGAAUCUGGCUGCAGGAGGAGCGGCUCCUCGACAACCACCGCCGAUAUCCUCUGCUCCGGUGGUAGCUACACCACCGCAACGAGCUAGUCCUCAACAAGGACAGUCGCAAGGUCAAUGGUACCCUAAGACCCCAAUGAAACCACCUCUUGCCUUCUCAGGCGAGAGAAAGGACGAGGAACUCAACACAUGGUUGAGAACGGUCCCGGUUUGGGUGAAGGCAAAGAGGACCUUGCCUGAGGACGAAGUGGUUACUGCUGCAUCCUACCUCGAGGGUAAGGCAGCCAAGUGGUCAGAUGGUGUAGUUGUGAAGGCCGGAUACGGGCGACGCAUGGCGGACUGGGCUAAGACAUUGGCGUUGGACCAGUUCAUGGAGAUGGUAGAAGCUCGAUGGCAUAACCCACAGGAGGCUCAAAGGGCCACUGAUGUCAUUAACAAACUCGACCAACGCAAGUUCAAGUCGGUUAGAGAGCUUACGACUACCGUCGAGAGCCUGAUCCUCGUUCCAGGCAUCAACUACAUCGAUCAGUUCCUAUUGACUACAUUUGUCAGAUGUCUCAUAGAGAACAUUAGGAACUUGCUAGCCAGCGAGGCACGCACUGAGUACCACUCGUUUGAGACACUGCCUAGGAAAGCCUUAGACUUAGAGGCCACGCUAAGCAAUGCUCAACCCACCUCAGGGAAUGACUCAAAGAAGAAGAAGAGUCCUCAGGAGUGGAAGAAGAAGGGGGCGAAGUUGAUGAUGGUUGAUUCUGAUGGGACUCAAACUGAGAUCGACGAGCUCUCUGACCUGAUGGACUACUCCGAGUAUGACGGCGAGGAGGUAGAUGAGGGUAGCACCCUCGCCGCAGUAGUUAAGACUAAGGCGGCAGACCGAGGGAAGGGCCAGCCUAGGGGUCAAGGGAAGACCGCCUCCAAUCAGACUAAGCAGGUUGAGUGGGUAAAGGCAGGUCUUGAUCAAGACGUGUGGCGUGACCACCGAACGUGUGGUGCUUGUAUCAACUGCGGGGAGUACGGACACUCGCAAUACAAGUGUCAAAACGCUAAGACGAACACAGAAAAAGAUAGGAAAAUGAUGGCGAUGACGGCGGAACAAGUGGAGAGAGUUGAGAGAGAGGUGAUGAACUACGUGACAGAGGGAAUCCACUAUGACAAUGAGGACGAGCAGAGACUAUUACGCGAAAGAGCACUGGCGUACUUCAACGUCACCUUGGACAUCCAAAGGUCAAUAGCAGCAAACGGAGACAAAUCGAUGAGAGCGCAGCAGUUGCUGCAUUGCUUACAGCAAAGUGCGUACGUGGCUGAAGAGGAGACGUUGGCAUCUUGCUCUGCGUACACCCUUAAGCGAGUUGUGGAAUGGAUGUGCGAUGACGAAGACAUCGACAAGAGUAAGAGAGAGGGAGCCGGUUUUUACGACAGAUCGGCGUUCAAGAAGUUUGUCACAUCUCGGGCGAAGGAAGCUCGAAUGUUGAAGACAGAAGCGGAUGACAUAUUGAAGACUAAUGCAGCGGAGAUAUUGGCACUCAACAAGAUGAACGAGCUACCUCAAAUAGACCCUAUUGACUACCAUGAUUUGGCAACAGUGGUGGUGAACGAUGUCGAGUAUGUCUUGCUCGACCAGAUUAAGGAUUUCAUGAGGAAGACAGAUAAUGAUACAAAUUUGAUUCACGAUGCCUUACACGAGGUGACAGAGGACGCAAUAGCAGCAACAGAGGUUGUUGAUGUCGAGAGCACAAAGGAUGAAUUUCAACUAGUGUCGGGGACUCCAAUAUGUCAGGGGAACAUAUUCAUAGUCCUGGAGGACCUCACCAUGGCAUCAAUGGAAGUGGUGAGAAUGAGGAAAAGAAUGCAAGGAUGACAAUUGGUUGUUGGGGAAGCAAGCAAUGCGACACAACAUAUGCCAGAUAGCACAUUGCAGACUACAAGUAGCGUGAGAUCUCUAACAACGAUUCAGAACUCGUUGACGAUUCCUACUGCGGAUACGUUGAGUGUCCAUAAUGCAUUCAGAGUGUGGAGAUUACCACCCAAUCGUCCUUCACAUGAGAUUAUCGAAGGAGACGAACAAGUGUCAUUCUAGGGAGUGCAUGCAAACGGCGGAACUAGUGAGAACUGCAAUUCACAGAC